AUGACGGCUAAGAGGACCCAAAAAUGGGAAAGAGGAAAAAGAAGGGACCACACAAGGCAAGGAGAACUCAUCCUGCAAAUGAGGAAGAAAUACAAGCAGAGGAUGUCAAAAUGGGGUUGCAGCAUGCUACGGGUUGACGAAACUUUUAAUAUCCUGCUUAAGAGAAAUGCUGAGCAAACCUAUGAGAAUGUUCUGCAGAUUCUGCAGAAAAUGGAGAGACCAGACAUAAUCGACAUCCACAAGAAGUAUUUCGGUGAGCCGUAUGGAACUGAGGACAUGCCCAAAACCAGCACAGCAAGUGGAUCCACUAAUGCGUAUGUUCCAGGAUAUGCAGCAGAACCUAUUUGCUCUCAUGAAUUCAAGCAACUUUUAUGUUCAACAGAUCCAUUCUUGGUAGCCCAAGCGCCUUGUACUAGUCAUGUGGACAAUUUUGUACGUUGCAAGACCGAGCAGUUCCCAGGUGCAUCACCAAAGCAUGGCCGUUCGCCCAAUACAGUAACCAGCAAUUCGGACCAUGUAGAGGUGUUCAAGGGGUGUAAUUCAUUUCAUAAUAGUCUCAAGGAAGUGACGUCACUGGAUGUAUGCAGCCGUAAAAUUGGUGUCGACGUCAGAGAUUCUCUCAUGGUGUUCAUCGGAGGCGACAAAGAGAAGAAAUUCAUGGAGGCAGCCAAGGAAUAUAUUGAUACUUACUAUCCGCAUGCUGGAAAAAUUCAUUAUUCUCUCCCGUCUGGCCUCCUUCUGAAAGAGUUGGAGAUGGAGAAUGUGGACUUUCCACCACACUUUUUAGCUAAGGCCAGUGUAUUCGAUCAAGUGAAAAACACUUUUAAGUAUCAUCCCUCGUUGGUGGUUGCUGACUACGAGUUUUCCAAGACCUUCAAUGUGAAAAAGACAUUUGAAAAAACUCUGAAAAAAAUAUCCGAAGACUUUCCAGAUGAAGUCACAAAAGUCAACAUUCCUAGAGUCGAGGACCUGACAGCUCAUGACAAUUUUUUGUCCUACCUUAGUGAAAAGACGAUUUACAAUAUAUUCUUCCAAAUAAGAGACACUACAUCGAAAUAUCACGGUGGUAGAAUCAAAGACGAUAUUCAAAAGGCUAUCACUAAAUGUAAAGAUGACAGAACAUGGUUCGAGACGAUGUGUGGGCCCUUCCUUGUCCCUCCAGACAAUUCGCAACAAGCAACAAAAAUUGCUGCCUUUCCAGCCUUUCCCCUCAUGGAGAGAGGGGAACUACUGAGACUGCUGAAUUGUGAAUCAUGCUCAGGGAAAAUCUUGACAAGGGACGAUCUCUGUGAUUCAAAAUCUCUUGAACUUUUUCUCAAACAGAACGGUGUGGAAGCGGAUUCAUUUGAUCCCAGUAGGGCCCAAAGCAUUAUCAAUGAAAAUUUCAGAGAAGUUAUAUAUUUAUAUAUUUGUGCUGCCCAUUUCGUUGAAAUGCCACGGACCGAUUUCCAGUAUGCCGAAGCUUGCAAUGAUCAAAUGAAGAAGUUGGAUAUGCUGGGCAUGCUGACUCCUAAGCAAAAAGAACUUAUUGAGGACACGUCAAGGAUUCUCCUCAUCGCUGGUGGAUCUGGUACGGGGAAGACCAUCAUUCUGAAAGAGAGAGCGAAGUGGCUUGCUAAAAAAAAACCUAACGCUGAAGUAUUAGUCGUGAACCUUCCUGGAGGACUUCUCACAGAAGAAUUUCAGCUCUCCUUUAAAGAUAAGGAUAAUAUCAAGGUGUUGGAUGGGAAAACGUGUAUCAUCCCUGAAGAAUGGCAGGAGAUAGUUAAUUUCCUUGAGAAGGAAGGAAAGGGAAAACAUGUUCUCUUCGACGAAGUUCCUCUAACUAUUGGAAUCCGAGGCAAUCUGGAUGAGAAAAGCCUAUCUGAGCAUUGGGCGAAGAUCUUAAAUAUCCAGGGCUGUCUGAGUCUAACCUUUGCCUUUCGCCCAAACGAUGUCACUUACACAAAAGACAUCAAUAUUCACGAUAUCAAGGUUGCAGGUGCCGCCAUGAAUGUCCUUGAUGUCGUGAAAAGAAAUACACAGCGGGUAUCAGAUUUAUUUUUGGCUCUUGGGGAUUAUUCUCGCCGAAUUUUUGUCUGCGAAGAACCUACCAUGCGUGAUAUGGAAUUUGACCACCGUGGAGGAAGAUUACUGCCCACCUUGUUACCAAUUGCCUCGUGCUCCAUACUUCAUGCUUCUUGCGAGAACAAGUUGAACUGUGACGCGGUCAGAAGCUCUACGGCUAUAUUUGUGAUUGAGGCAUCAGCUAAGAAACCACUGUAUGUGUGCGUGAGCAACAGGGAAAGACGCGAUCGGUUGAUACACACCUUGAAUCUCGCGUUUGACAUAGAAGUCAAGUUCAUAGAUUCCCUAGGAAGAUUUCGUGGAAAGGCGGAGUCUUCUAUCGUUGUUGUCACUCAGGAUCAGAUUCUUGGGUAUCACCCGAAUAGCGAAAUUGUCAUUCUGGACCUACACGAUUGCAAGUGGAGAAAUUAUGUCCGCAUGCUCUCCUCAUGUGAGAGCGAGGUGACAAUCGUCAUGGAUCAGGAGACCCUGCGAACGGGAAAAUAUAUGCCAGUCAGGAUCGGCAUGCCAGACUUGAAAACUGCUAACUCUUUGGAUGAAACGAAUAACAAACUCCAGGAAACAUUUGAAGAGAAUUUUAAGAAGGUGUGCGAGAGAGAGCAGGAGAUAACGCAUUUGGACGAGAAUACAUUUUCCCGAACGAGCAUGCUUCUCUUUUAUCACGAGAGGAAAAAUGAGGGAUGUUCAAAUUCAGAUAUUUCCCAGAGUACACCAAAAUUCACUGUAAUAUUUGGACCUCCCUCUUCAGGAAAGAGCAUGGCAUUGUUCGACAGCAUCCAGCAUCUUUGUCAAGAAAAACAGGAAAAUGAUCGUAUUCUCUUACUCCAUAUGGGAGGCGUCCUCAGUCACCAAGCCUCUCUGGAUCACCUUCAGAAGCAUAAUAAUUCGCUGGAUAUUGUUCGCUCAGAGGCAUGGUCUCCCCAUGAUAUCCUCGAUAAUCAUCAAGUACAUGCCAUAAGGUGGAAGUAUCCAAAUUCAACAAUUCAUGUGCAUGUCGAUGACUAUCGCAUCCAGUCCGGAAGCACGGAUGAAGAGAUUCAAAUGUGGAGAAAGUUCAGGAGCACCCUGAGUAAAGAGCAGAAGCUGACGCUGACGAUAGCGUUUCAGUCCCACUCGAAAGCCGGCCGAGGGAUCUCCAUGAAAGACCUGACUAUUCUUUUCAAAGAUGAAAAAAAUGUAUUCAAAGAUGAAGAAAGAAAGUUGAUAUUUCUUCAUCCGAGAGAUUUUCGAGGGUGUGAAUCCAGUGUUUCCAUCAUCGUUAAUGUGGAUGAUUCUUGGCUUUUGGAGAGCAUGUCCAGAGCGCGAACUGAUCUCUUCAUCAUUGAUUGCUUACCGAGCCAUAAACAAGUAUGGCAAACAAUGCUGGACGAGGAGCGCUUAGAAAUCUAUCCAGUGACUGGAGAGGAAUAUAUCGACGACGUCACCCUUCACCAUCUAAAUUCAUGUGGAAAUUUCCUUGUGUAA
Darwinula stevensoni is the source of this 3531-nucleotide messenger RNA. The record is from the annotation of a GenBank genome assembly. Lineage: Eukaryota; Metazoa; Arthropoda; Ostracoda; Podocopida; Darwinulidae.